Quercus lobata is the source of this 2866-nucleotide messenger RNA. Its product is annotated as hAT transposon superfamily. Bases 618 to 2660 code for a protein of 680 amino acids. The transcript is spliced from 4 exons. Gene Ontology annotation, molecular function: protein dimerization activity; DNA binding. The record is from RefSeq and is a predicted model, not a curated record. NCBI's taxonomy places the organism in Eukaryota, Viridiplantae, Streptophyta, Magnoliopsida, Fagales, Fagaceae.
UUUGUCUGUGUCUGUUUUUCUGUUUAUGUAUGUUUUUCAUAGUGUGUUGGAUUUAUUUGAAAAGAGAGAGGUUAAAAUUUUAUCGAAAUUUGUGAAGCUGGGAUGAGAAUUUAGGAGGCAAUAAGAUUAUUUCAGAACUGGGUUUCAUUGGAAUUCAUGAAUUCAUGUGCCAACCAUGCUCACAAUUCUGGGUUAAAAAAAAAAAAUGAGAAGAAAAAACACAAAAAUUUGAACUAUAUGACUAUAACAGUGUGGAAGUUGGCCAAGACAUUGACAAUAUAUUUGUGCUUGAUUGUGUUGAUUCUGUUUCAAUCAGUUUAUAGGGGACAUAAUUUGAGCUAUAUAACUAUAACAUUUAUCGUUUAUCUAUGUCAUUGAAGUAAUGAUCACACAUUUCAUUGAGAUUACUUAUCUUAUAUCUACAUUUUAAGAAUUUCAAUGAUAUUGGUAGUGAAUUUGAUCUUAUUCAAAAUGUGCCGUCAUCCGUGUUACUCUGAUGAUUGCUUGUGUAUUCUUGAGUGUGCAACAAGUACUUUUUUUUGGGUUGCUACAUCAGGAGGGCUUGUGUAUUUUCCUUAGGUUGACCUACAGGAGAAUUAUACGGCUUCUACACCCUCAUGGUUCGAGAAAAAGAUAUUUGCUGGGAAUAUGCUGAGAAAUUGGAAGGAAAUAAGGUGAGAUGCAAAUUUUGCCAGAGAGUUUUGAAUGGUGGAAUCAGUAGAUUGAAGCAUCAUCUAUCUCGACUUCCAAGUAAAGGUGUAAAUCCAUGUACCAAAGUGAGAGAUGAUGUUACUGACAGGGUGAGAGCUAUAAUAGCACAAAAGGAGGAGAUUAAAGAAAGUUCUUGUGUUACAAAGCCAAAGCUAGUAGAAGCCAAACCUCCUGGCAAUAUAUCCAUGGUUAAAGCUUCUAUGCCUUUGGAGUCAGUCGUAUCUCCAAUUCAGAAAGUCUUCCCUACUGUAUCAUCAAUGGCUCCUCCAUCCUUGAACAACCAAGAAAAUGCAGAGAAAAAUAUUGCUCUUUUCUUUUUUGAGAAUAAGCUGGACUUCAGUGUUGCUCGAUCUUCAUCCUAUCAGCUUAUGAUUGAUGCAGUAGCAAAGUGUGGUCCUGGAUUUACAGGUCCAUCAGCAGAGAUACUGAAGACUAUAUGGUUGGAAAGGAUAAAGUCAGAGGUGAGCCUACAAUUGAAAGAUGUAGAAAAAGAAUGGACAACCACAGGUUGUACCAUUAUUGCAGACACGUGGACUGACAAUAAAUCAAGAGCUCUGAUUAACUUUUUAGUUUCGUCUCCUUCCAGGACCUUUUUCCACAAAUCUGUAGAUGCAUCUUCAUAUUUCAAGAACACAAAAUGCCUUGCUGAUUUAUUUGAUUCUGUUAUUCAAGAUUUUGGCCCAGAAAAUGUUGUGCAAAUUAUCAUGGAUAGUAGUUUCAAUUAUACUGGUAUUGCAAACCAUAUCAUGCAGAACUACAGAACCAUUUUUGUGUCUCCCUGUGCCUCUCAAUGUUUGAAUCUUAUCUUGGAGGAAAUUUCAAAGGUAGAUUGGGUAAACAGAUGUAUCUUACAAGCACAAACCAUAACAAAGUUUAUAUAUAAUAGUGCUUUGAUGCUUGAUUUGAUGAAACAGUAUACUGGGGCACAGGAACUUAUUAAGACUGGUAUCACAAAGUCCAUAUCCAACUUCCUCUCACUGCAGUCUUUGUUGAAGCAAAGGUCUAGACUGAAGGUUAUGUUCAAUAGCCCUGAGUAUUCUACGAACUCCUCAUACACAAAUAAACCGCAGAGCAUAAAUUGUAUUGCCAUUGUUGAGGAUAAUGAUUUCUGGAGGGCAGUUGAAGAAAGUGUGGCCAUCUCCGAGCCUUUUCUGAAAGUGUUGAGGGAAGUAUCUGCAGGGAAACCAGCUGUGGGUUCUAUUUAUGAGCUAAUGACCAGGGCCAAGGAAUCGAUAAGGACAUACUAUAUAAUGGAUGAGAAUAAGUGCAAGAUAUUCUUAGAUAUAGUAGAUAGAAAGUGGCGGGAACAACUCCAUUCACCCUUACAUGCAGCAGCAGCAUUUUUGAACCCUAGUAUCCAGUAUAAUCCAGAAAUGAAAUUUAUUCCAGCUAUGAAAGAAGAUCUUUACAAAGUUCUGGAGAUUCUACUUCCUAUGCCUGAUAUGAGACGUGACAUCACGAAUCAAAUAUGUACCUUUACUAAGGUGAGAGGGAUGUUUGCUUGUAACUUAGCAAAGGAAGCUAGAGACACCGUUCCACCUGGGCUUUGGUGGGAACAAUAUGGCGAUUCUGCACCUGUUUUGCAACGAGUUGCCAUUAGAAUACUAAGUCAAGUUUGUAGCAGUUUCACUUUUGAGAGGCAUUGGAACACAUUUCAGCAAAUCCACUCUGAGAAGCGGAAUAAGAUCGAUAAAGAAACACUGAAUGACCUUGUAUAUAUAAAUUACAAUCUGAAGUUGGCAAGACAGAUGAGAACAAAGUCUUUAGAAGCUGAUCCUAUUCAAUUUGAUGACAUUGAUAUGACCUCAGAGUGGGUAGAGGAGAGUGACAACCCAAGCCCAACUCAGUGGCUUGACAGGUUUGGUAGUGCUUUGGAGGGAAGUGACUUGAAUACUAGACAGUUUAAUGCUGCCAUAUUUGGUGCAAGUGACCACAUAUUUAAUUUGUAAUUGUGUAGCCCUCUUAACCUUUAGUGUAUCUCUAGUUCUGAAGUGCCUUGUAAGUUGUAUCUGUUCCUUUUACAAUUGGUGCCUUUUCUCUAUCUAGUUGGUUAGUGAUAAAUUAGUAUUUGCUCAAUGACCAUAUUGCUUUUCAUCCCUGUAGAUAUUUAUCAAUUUCUUUUUGGGCAUGUAAGAGGAAGCUAAUAUUCACUUUU